AUGGCUUUGCCUCAAAUAAAAUGGUUAAUUAAUUGGCUUAAGGAAAUUGACAUUCGGAGGAGUUUAAUGAAGCAUGCGAUUAAGAGGGAAUUCUUGCAAAUGAUGGGAACAACAAAACUGCAUGGAUGUUAUAGACUGUAUGCCGGAAAAACUUACGGUCAUUUAUUCUGGCUGCUCAUGGCUAUCUCAACGGGUGUAAUUUUUGUUAUCAUUAUAGCCGCAUUAACGAAGCAAUAUAAGGCGGGAGGUGUUAGGACACAGGUAGAAAUAGUAUACGAUUAUGCAGAUGGUCCAUCAAUAACGAUAUGCAGCCAUAAUCCUGUACGACGUGAUUACAUUGAAGAGCUGAAGAGAACGACAAAUUUUUCCAAUGAACUAUUGAUGUAUCUGUUACAUGCUUUUUUACGCCCAGAACAGUUUGUUGAAAUGGAUAUUAUGGACAGUCUUCUUGAGGGAGAAAGAUUGUUACAAGAUUAUAUGUUUACACAUAAGAAUUUUACUAUGGAAUCUUUCGUCAAGGAAGCUAGUUUCAAAUGUGAAGAGGCCUUUGUGCAGUGUGCUUUCGAAGGUAUCAUAUUCGAUUGCUGUAAUGAAAGAUACUCAGCCGCUGUACUCACCGACCUCGGAUAUUGUUUACAGUUUGAUUGGAACAAACUAAGCAAGGAUUUCAGCUCUUCCUAUCACUUUGGGUCCGUUCAUGGAUUCCAAGUGAUGCUUGAUUACCAGUCGUACAAUGAAAUUUACUUGGUGAAUUAUACAGGUAGCCGAAUAAGGCAACCGUUUCUGAACAACUUCGAACCUGGUUUUCGGUUGUAUGUCCAUGAUAAGGACAUUAUUUCAUACGUCAGUUCUGAAGUUCUUGUCGUCUCACCAAACAAUAAGUUGUCAGCAGGAUUAAAGCCUAUCAAAUACCACUUUUUGGACCGAUCUAAAGGAGGUACCUGUCGUAAUGCCUGGCCGUCAGCUCUACCGCACAAUUUUACGUAUUCUUCAUCAGCUUGCAAAGUGACUUGCAUAGCAAGGUAUUUUAUUGCGAACUGCGGUUGCAUCCCUCUCCAAUAUAACGUUAUGAAAGAAGGUAAGCUUUGCUCUCCGAAAGAGGUCUUCGACUGUGUUAGCAACUUCACAGAAAUUGCGAGUAUUGUGCAUAAUCUUACCUACUCCCCUUUGUGUCAAGAUUGCAUACUGGAAUGUAAUGCUUUUAUUUAUUUUACACAAAAUUCUAUUAUCCAUAACAUUCUUACCUCACUGGGUGAAUAUAUGGAAAGCUUGAAGCAGCACUAUAAUCUCAAUUACGUCAGGAACAAUCUGGCAGCCGUACAUGUGUUUUUUGCUUCAAAAAAGUAUAAAAUGUAUUCGCAGUCAAUACUUUCCGAUUUGUCAGAUUAUUUAAGUAAAAUUGGUAGCGAUAUGGGUCUGUUCUAUGGUGCUAGUGUCAUUUCGUUGUUUGAACUGAUUUUAGUGUUGUUCAAAACAAUUUGGGCACUUGCUUCACCAUCACGUGCUGCUUAUCUCAAAGAGAAAGCCAUGAAAGAGAUGGAAAGAAAACUGCGCAUUGAAGAAAUCAUAAAUGAAUAUUUCAUACCAAACAAAAUGAUUGGACAUUCCCCACAAACAGCUAAAUUCUACCCUGAAAGACCUACAAAGGAUGGCCUUUGCCAUGAUUAUCUGAUACACAACACUAUGUGUAGUAGCAGUGAUUAUCAAAUGCUUACUGUUGAAUCAACUAAGAAAGUAUUGCUGAAAAAUAAUGUUCAACUCACUAACAACUUGAGAUUCGUUCAUGACCAAAGUACUGUUGCGUCGUUUCAGCGCUCACGACGGGAAAUGAAUCGAAUGAUGUCGUUAGCAUUGACACCUGAGCAAGCUAAUACAAUUUUAGAGGCAGAAACAUUUGUUGAUUCAAUAUAUGUCCCAUUAAGGAGGGAUAAGCUGUUAUCUGCAGUUGGAGGUAACAACAGCGAACAAUGCAUUUCUAUGGUUUGA
Messenger RNA from Acanthocheilonema viteae, 1986 nucleotides. Lineage: Eukaryota; Metazoa; Nematoda; Chromadorea; Rhabditida; Onchocercidae. The record is from the annotation of a GenBank genome assembly.